Seminavis robusta is the source of this 1723-nucleotide messenger RNA. The record is from the annotation of a GenBank genome assembly. NCBI's taxonomy places the organism in Eukaryota, Bacillariophyta, Bacillariophyceae, Naviculales, Naviculaceae.
CAGGAUUUUGAAAUGGCUGGCCUAAUCACAGAACGACGGCUGGCUCGCGUCAACUCCUCGCUGAAAUUCCUUCAUUUUUCUCUCGCUAUCUUGCUUGCUCAUUUAUCGCUUGUGGCUGGGUGGGGUAGCUAGCGCAAAACAGUUUCGAAAGUAAUAAUGCGAAAGAGAGAAGUCUCGUGGAUCUCAUCACUUCAAUUACAUUACUGCAAAAACAACCAUGGUGGUCGUCAAACGAAGGACACGAUCACGAGUGGAGCAGACUCUGGAUAGCAUCGGUUUCUCGUCUCCCGCACAGGUGCCCUACGGCGACGGAGGAUCCCCGCGAUUCCUGGGUGGUGGAAAUAGCUCCAGAUGGACUCCAGGACGACGAUUCUCCUUUGAGCUCAACACUUCCAAGCAAUCGUACAAGUGGCUCAUUCGAUUCAUGUGCAUGGUAGCAUGCGUGUCGAUGAUCGGAGCCUACAAAGCUAGCCAUGCCGCCAAGAACAUUGCAGCCAACCUCGAAGGUCAACAAAUUGCACUCAAGAUUCAAGGCGACGAAACAUUUGCCACUCUCAAGGAUGCACGAGAGGGUCUCAAGGCUGUGCGGAAAUACGUGGAUGGACUCAAACGGACGCAGGAUGCCCUAUACCAUGAAAUCCGCAUGGUCAAUGAAAUGUUCGAGGCUGAAUCCGCCUCCGACAUGCCAGAUUCCCCCAUGAGAGGAUCCUCCGAUGAGUUGGUACAGUCAUGGAUGCAACAUCGUCAAGAUGCGCUCACAUACAAGAUCAAUAAUCUCAAGGAUUUUAUUCAACAAGAAAGUCGACAGCAGGUCAUUGAAAAAUACGGAUCAGGACCGAUUCGAGCCAAGUUCACCAUCAACUUCAUGAAGCAUGACCUCGAACGAACCUUUGUGAUUGAAAUGGCACCACUCACGCUGAUGCCGCAUUCAGUGCACAUGUUCCUGGAAAUGGUCAGGAUGGGAAUGUGGACCAACACGGUUUUCUGGCAUCAUGAUGAUGUCGAGCACAUCAUUGCUGGAGCACUCUUCAACUAUAGAACGGGAGAACCAAAAUUCCAUCACUUGAAAGCUCUGGGGUGGGAAGGACUGCACUUUCCCGAAUACUCGGAAGAGUACCCACACGACAAGUAUACUAUUGGAUUCUCGGGCAAGGGACCUAACAUUUACAUCAAUCUGCGAGACAACCAAGAUGUUCAUGGUCCCGGAGCACAAUCUCACCACGACUUGCCAGACGAAGCCGAUCCGUGCUUUGCUCGGAUAGUCGAAGGUGUAGAUGUGGUUGAUGCCAUGUAUCGGCUGAGUCUACAGGACGAGAAGAAGUCCAAAGAUUUCCGAGAGACAACUUGGGAUCAAAACGAACUCACACGAAUUGUCAAGGUCGAGCUCGUAUGACGAUCCGUGGCAAGCUAUCAGCCUGGUUGAACCGGCUACCCAUCUCAUUUGCUCACGAUCUCACAAUACAAUUCCAAUACAGUUUUUCAUACACUACCGCCACAACCAGCACAGUAAUGGUUUACACUCUUUUGGAGGACUUGAAGCGUCCAUGCAAUACUUUACCGUUCGGGGCAAGAUGUCUGGUAUCUAGAUAUAUGCAUAUGUACAAUUUCUCUCUAUCAUCUAUUAUGGCACACUCGGCUGGGGUGUCAGCAGCAGAAGCAAUAAAGAGAGCCUAUUGAAACCAAUAAGCUCCCAAGAACUAUUAAAAGACUAUACUUCCAAUUC